AUGUCAAGCUAUUACGAUGUUCACAAUGUCAGACUAUUACGAUCUUCACAAUGUCAAGCUAUUACGAUGUUCACAAUGUCAAGCUAUUACGAUGUUCACAAUGUCAAACUAUUACGAUCUUCACAAUGUCAAGCUAUUACGAUCUUUACAAUGUCAAGCUAUUACGAUCUUCAAAAUGUCAAGCUAUUACGGUCUUCACAAUAUCAAGCUAUUACGAUCUUCACAAUGUCAAGCUAUUACGAUCUUCACAAUGUCAAGUUGUUACGAUCUUCACAAUGUCAAGCUAUUACGAUCUUCACAAUGUCAAACAAUUACGAUCUUCACAAUGUCAAGCUAUUACGAUCUUCACAAUGUCAAACAAUUACGAUCUUCACAAUAUCAAGCUAUUACGAUGUUCACAAUGUCAAACUAUUACGAUCUUCACAAUGUCAAGCUAUUACGAUGUUCACAAUGUCAAACUAUUACGAUCUUCACAAUAUCAAGCUAUUACGAUGUUCACAAUAUCAAACUAUUACGAUCUUCACAAUGUCAAGCUAUUACGAUCUUUACAAUGUCAAGCUAUUACGAUCUUCAAAAUGUCAAGCUAUUACGGUAUUCACAAUAUCAAGCUAUUACGAUGUUCACAAUGUCAAGCUAUUACGAUCUUCACAAUGUCAAGCUAUUACGAUCUUCACAAUGUCAAACAAUUACGAUCUUCACAAUAUCAAGCUAUUAUGA
Messenger RNA from Lottia gigantea (owl limpet), 717 nucleotides. RefSeq lists its product as hypothetical. NCBI's taxonomy places the organism in Eukaryota, Metazoa, Mollusca, Gastropoda, Lottiidae. The record is from RefSeq and is a predicted model, not a curated record. The transcript has a single exon. The coding region runs from base 1 to 717 and encodes 238 amino acids.